Molecule: messenger RNA, 1919 nt
Organism: Mustela erminea (ermine)
Lineage: Eukaryota; Metazoa; Chordata; Mammalia; Carnivora; Mustelidae
Product: hsc70-interacting protein
Exons: 1
Coding region: 95-1204 (369 amino acids)
Molecular function (GO): Hsp70 protein binding; protein dimerization activity
Source: RefSeq, a predicted model, not a curated record
UCCCCCUUCUACACGAUCACGCUGAGCUAGUACCCGCACCUGGAAUCGGGUCGCAACCCCAGCCGCGCCUGCCGCCUGCCACUGCCUCUGGACCAUGGACCCCCGCAAAGUGAGCGAGCUUCGGGCUUUCGUGAAAAUGUGUAAGCAGGAUCCGAGCGUUCUGCACACCGAGGAAAUGCGUUUCCUGCGGGAGUGGGUGGAGAGCAUGGGGGGUAAAAUACCACCUGCCACUCAUAAAACUAAAUCAGAAGACAGUAUCAAGGAAGAAAAACCAGAUAGUAAGAAGGCGGAGGAAAACAUAAAGACAGAUGAACCAUCAAGUGAGGAGAGUGAUCUAGAAAUUGACAAUGAAGGUGUGAUUGAACCAGAUACCGAUGCCCCUCAAGAAAUGGGAGAUGAAAAUGCAGAGAUAACCGAGGAAAUGAUGGAUCAGGCAAAUGAUAAAAAAGUGGCUGCCAUUGAUGCCCUAAAUGAUGGUGAACUACAGAAAGCCAUUGACUUGUUCACAGAUGCCAUCAAACUAAAUCCUCGCUUGGCCAUUCUGUAUGCCAAGAGAGCCAGUGUCUUCAUCAAAUUACAGAAGCCAAAUGCUGCCAUUCGAGACUGUGACAGAGCUAUUGAAAUAAAUCCUGAUUCAGCUCAGCCUUAUAAGUGGCGCGGGAAAGCACAUAGACUUCUGGGCCAUUGGGAAGAAGCAGCACAUGAUCUUGCCCUUGCUUGCAAACUGGAUUAUGAUGAAGAUGCUAGUGCGAUGCUGAAAGAAGUUCAGCCGAGGGCCCAGAAAAUCGCUGAACAUCGGAGAAAAUACGAGCGAAAACGUGAAGAACGAGAGAUCAAAGAAAGAAUAGAAAGGGUUAAGAAGGCUCGGGAAGAACACGAGAGAGCCCAGAGGGAGGAAGAAGCCAGACGACAAUCAGGAGCUCAGUAUGGCUCUUUCCCAGGUGGCUUUCCUGGGGGGAUGCCUGGUAAUUUUCCUGGAGGAAUGCCUGGAAUGGCAGGGGGGAUGCCUGGAAUGGCAGGAAUGCCUGGGCUCAAUGAAAUUCUUAGUGAUCCGGAAGUUCUUGCAGCCAUGCAGGAUCCAGAAGUUAUGGUGGCCUUCCAGGAUGUGGCCCAGAACCCAGCGAAUAUGUCAAAAUAUCAGAGCAACCCAAAGGUUAUGAAUCUCAUCAGUAAAUUGUCAGCCAAAUUUGGAGGUCAAGCAUAAUGCCCUUCUGACAAAUAAAGCCCUUGCUGAAGGAAAAGCAACUUCGAUCACCUAAUGGAUGUCGCAAUAAUACAAACCAGUGUACCUCUGACCUUCUCAUGAAGAAAGCUGAGGUGCUGUGAAGAGAAUCCCUACCCGUCUGCUCCCCAUGCAACUGAAACAUUCUACAAUGGUUUGCCAUUAGGGUAUUCAUUCAGAUAAUGUUUUCCUACUAGGAACUACAAACUUUAAACACUUUUUAAACCUUAAAAAUAUUUAAAAACAUAUUAAAAGGGUGUGUUAGUCCCUACAUUUUUCUUUACUAAUCAUUUCAGUUUUUUUCCUUUGGAUUAAUUGGGCAAGGAAGAUAUUUCAGUGUGGAAGAUUCAUUGCUCAGUUACAACGAGUGAAAUAAAGGUUUAUUAGUAGGAGGCAAAUAAUACAUUAAAAUAGAUGAAGUUUGAGUUGGAGAUACGGUUUCUGAGGCAUUUUGACUUGUCUUUUUAAAUGCUUUAUUUUUUAAACACAAUUUAUUUUGAUAGAACCAUUGGGACCACCAGUAUUGCAGUCGGACCUGGGUAGGGACCAGAAGUGCUUGGCAGGGCAGCAACAACCUUACUCCUUUUAUAUAGUGUGCACCCUUGUGCAGAUGCAUUUAAAUCUUACACUGUGGUGAAGGGAUGAUUUUUAUAAUGCUGCAGUAGACUUGGAUUACUUAGCUGUGUUCUUGUCUGAU